UGAAAAUUAUUUUAGUUACUAGAAAUAUUUUUGAUCAAAUCUUGCAUAAUAAUAGAUUUCACUACAUACAUUAGGGGAAAUUUUUAUUUGUUUAUUUUUCAACGUAUGUUUUAAUGUCUUUAUUUAGUGUUUUAUUUAUUUAUACAGUCACCAAAUGCAAGUGCCUCUAGGAAAGUUUAACACGUUUGCCCUGAAACGUGAGACCACUGUCGUCACAGGAUUUUACACAGAAAUGGUGAAAGUAUAUUGGGCAAGACAGUGACUGCCAAACACAGCUCAGACAGAACAGCGCGCGCUGAAAUACUAUCAAGGACGCAGGAGGAACAGGGUCACGCAGGAGUCAUACGGUGCAUGCAUUGAGCUCAAAUCUGCGCAGUCUGCAGGAACACAAAAAACAUCGCAAUUAAGGAUUUAAGAACAGUAUGCACAGUAAAGAUGCACCUUGCGAAUGCAAACAUUUUCAGGGCUGGUGUCAAUUUUGACCGUGUUUCUGUGGCUGGGUGGAAACCUGGUCUCACCCCUCCGACCCAUCUGUGACCUGAGGGUUCUGGACCACUUUGUACGAGAAGCUCGAGAUUCUGAGGUCAUCAUGCGAGGUUGCAGAGGAGGCUGUGGCGUGAUGAAAUCCUAUUUUGUGCCUCUGACUAGUGUUGACUUUGCUGUUUGGGAACAUAUGGAUGUUACUGGACAGGCCGUGGAGGUCCAGACUGGUCUGUCUCUGCUGGAUCAGGCCCUGAGUAAUGCCAUGAAAACAGUGAGCAACUCUCCUCUGACCAGUGCACUGGAUAACAACAUCAGUAACAUCCACAGCCUCGGCCAGAUCCUGCACAGUCUUGAUUUGCAGCAGGCCAGGUCCACAGUUCUUCCAGAUGAUUCAGCUCCUGCCAGCGCACAGACGCAGGAGGUCUCCUCUCUCCCAGAACUUCUGCAGGUGCAGAGCAGUUUCCUGCGAGGGAAAGUCAGACUCCUGCUUUCAGCUGCACCGGCAUGCCAACGGCAAAACAGCUGAAGCGAGCUCAGGGAAAUGUUUACAGCAGUCACACAUACACAACGAACCCGGACAAGAACACUUAUUUGUGACAAGUUACCCAGUCUAAAAUCUUAAAGAGCUUGUGCAUUCCAGGUGUCGCUCUUCAAAUCGUCCUUUGCAUUCGAAAGCCUGCAGUCAUGUUUCUAGAGCAUGCAUCAUGCAGAGAGAGAAGCAAAACAGCAGUGAUUCCUCGACUUGUUCAACAAGGUGAACAUGGCAGAAGAUCCUGCAGAGGAACAUUUCAGAGCUCACAAGUGGACUCGAAGGCUUCUGGAUUACAGUACAUCUGAGACACUUUUAUUUAAUUAUAUUUGUAUGUUCAGUUACCUACAAAUCCAUGAAUUGUGCUGCUAUUUUAUUGUUAUGUUUUAGU
Carassius auratus (goldfish) is the source of this 1403-nucleotide messenger RNA. It is a transcript of the gene epob, whose product is annotated as erythropoietin b. The coding region runs from base 449 to 1009 and encodes 186 amino acids. Gene Ontology annotation, biological process: nucleate erythrocyte development. Gene Ontology annotation, cellular component: extracellular region. The transcript has 5 exons. NCBI's taxonomy places the organism in Eukaryota, Metazoa, Chordata, Actinopteri, Cypriniformes, Cyprinidae. Gene Ontology annotation, molecular function: hormone activity; cytokine activity; erythropoietin receptor binding. The record is from RefSeq and is a predicted model, not a curated record.